This is a messenger RNA of Stylophora pistillata, 641 nucleotides long. Its product is annotated as receptor-type tyrosine-protein phosphatase F. Lineage: Eukaryota; Metazoa; Cnidaria; Anthozoa; Scleractinia; Pocilloporidae. Gene Ontology annotation, molecular function: protein tyrosine phosphatase activity; protein binding. The record is from RefSeq and is a predicted model, not a curated record. Gene Ontology annotation, biological process: protein dephosphorylation.
CAACAACUACAACAAUGGAAAGGACAUUUAAAUGGCUUGACAUCGAUAUUUUAGUUGCCUAUCAUGAAUUUCUGUUACCUUUUUCAAAUGUCUCUUCUCAGACCUACGAUGAAGUCACCAUGACCUAUAUUGCAACACAAGGUCCAACGUCUUCAACUAUCGCUGAUUUCUGGCGAAUGGUCUGGCAGGAAAACAGUUCCACCAUUGUGAUGCUUACAAACCUGGUUGAGCUGGGAAAGGGCAAAUGCGAUCAGUAUUGGCCAGAUGAUGCUACCAAAUUUGGCGCCAUCACGGUUACCCUACACAAGACUGAAACCUUUGCCGAUUACGUCAUCAGGUCAUUGAUCGUGACAAAGGACGCAGAAAAAAGGAAUGUGCAGCAGUUUCAUUAUGUCACUUGGCCAGACAAAGGUGUCCCACACCAUUCCACAGCUCUACUUGGAUUUAGGCAAAAGAUUCAUGCCAGGCACUUGGCUACUGGUGGACCACUUCUUGUGCACUGCAGUGCUGGUGUUGGUCGAACUGGCACAUACAUUGCUAUCGACGCCAUGCUGGAGAGUGCUGAGAAGAUUAAAACUGUGUUCAUACAGAAUUACGUGCAAGUCAUGCGUAAAUCUCGUCCUCAUAUGAUACAGAAAGAU